Messenger RNA from Clonostachys solani, 1626 nucleotides. The record is from the annotation of a GenBank genome assembly. NCBI's taxonomy places the organism in Eukaryota, Fungi, Ascomycota, Sordariomycetes, Hypocreales, Bionectriaceae.
AUGACUUCUAUGAUCACUGCGGCCCAAUGGGUUCCUCGUGGAUUCGCAGCGCCUUUCCCUGAAAAAUACAAGUUCGAUGAAGCCGAGUUCGAGAGAAUCGCAGAGCUUGCGAAGCUGCAGCUUGAUGACGCCGAGGAGGACCUGAAGGAGGCGCAAGAAAAAGGUGCUGAGAAGGGGGAUGAGAAAGACGAAGAAGACGGAAUGCAGGUCGAUGAUGGCAAGCCAUCCGAGAAAAUCGACCUGAACGACGACGACCUCAAGGAAUAUAACCUUGAUAACUACGAUGAUGAAGAUGACGGCCCCGUUGGAAAAGGCGAGCCUCUAUCUAUCUUUGGAAACGUCAAGAAUCUGGCCUACUACGAGUCAAAUCAGGACGACCCCUAUAUCACCCUGAAGGGCGAGGAGGACGAGGAUGAAGAAGGCGACGACCUCCAGAUUCUCGCUACGGAUAACCUUCUUCUGGCUGCUAAAGUUGAGGACGAGCUGGCACAUCUCGAGGUCUACGUCUAUGAGGAUGCGCAAGACAAUCUCUACGUGCACCAUGACAUUAUGCUGCCCGCAAUCCCGUUGGCUGUAGAAUGGUUGGACCUGCCCGUCAACAAGCCCGGCACGGACAAGGACUCACGAGGAAACUUUGUCGCCAUUGGCACGAUGGACCCCGACAUUGAGAUCUGGGAUCUGGACACAAUCGAUUGCAUGUAUCCCAAUGCCAUUCUGGGCCAGAAGAAGAACGCAGGCGAGAAGCCCAAGAAGAAGAAGAAGAAGGCCAACCGGGCCAACGAUGAGUACCACGUCGAUGCUGUUCUAUCGCUUGCCGCCAACAGGCAGCAUCGAAACCUUCUUGCCUCUGCCUCGGCCGACAAGACGGUGAAACUGUGGGAUCUUAACACGGCCACAUGCGCCAAAUCCUACUCCUACCACACGGACAAGGUCUGCUCUCUGGCUUGGCACACCUCGGAACCGACAGUCCUCCUCAGCGGUAGUUAUGACCGUACGGUCAUUGCCGCAGAUAUGAGAGCCCCGGAUGCCAAGGCCCCUCGAUGGGGAGUUGAAAGUGACGUUGAGAAUGUACGUUGGGAUCCUCAUGACCAGAACUACUUCUACGUCUCAACGGAGAACGGCAUGAUCCAUUACCACGAUGUGCGCAACGCCCCUGCUACCCCAGAAGCUACGAAAUCGAUCUGGUCACUCCAGGCCCACGAUGAAUCAAUCUCCUCGUUCGAUAUCAACCCAUCCGUACCUGGUUUCAUUGCAACUGGAUCUUCGGAUCGAACCGUCAAGCUAUGGAAUAUCCAGGCCAGCGGUCCUUCUAUGGUUGUUUCACGCAAUCUGGACGUGGGCAAGGUUUUUGCUACCACCUUUGCGCCCGACCCUGAGGUGGCGUUCAGACUCGCCGUGGCAGGAAGUCACGGAAGCAUGCAUGUAUGGGACACCAGCACCAAUGCGGCAGUCAGACAGGCGUUCGCAAACAAGGUGCCAGAGAAGAAGAGCGACAAGGAUGUGGAGGAUCGAUUGAUCGGGGUGGAUGCGGAUGAAAGCAGCAGCGACAGCGAGGAGGGAGGUGACGAUGACGGGGAUAGUGAUGAUAAUGAAGAGGUGGAUGGACAUUCAAUGGACGAAGAUUAA